AUGGACUUGAACUUUACGGCGAAAACUGUCGAAAUAAACGGUGAAACCCAUAGAAUUCUACUGCAAAACGAAAAUGGACCUUGUGCGCUCUUAGCACUUGCGAAUGUUCUAAUACUCUCCCCAAGUCAUACCAAAAUUUCUUGUGAGUUAAUAAAGUUGGUGAACAAAGGAAAUGAAGUCCCUUUAGGAGAACUCGUUCAAGUGCUAGCCAACAUCGGUUUACAAUUUACAGAUAAAGCUGGUACUGACAUAAAUGAAUUAUUAACAAUAUUACCCCAAUUACAUAAAGGCUUGAACGUUAACCCCAAAUUCAACGGAUCCUUUGAAAAUAGUAAAGAGAUGUCAAUAUUCCGGUUGUUUGACGUUGAUCUCGUCCAUGGUUGGGUAAUCGAUAAUCGUAUAGAUGAUGCAAUAAAAGAAAAAGUAUGUCACUACUCUUACGAAUCUGCCCAAAGAAUCUUAACACAAGCAGCUGAUAUAAAUAGCGGCCUUAUGAAAGAAGAUAACUCGAAGGAAAUCUUGGACGAUGCUAUGCAUAUUGAACUUUUUUUGAACGAAUCACCAACGCAGUUAACAGACAUCGGGCUACGACAACUAAGAGAAAAGACACUGCAGAACACAUAUUCAAUUUUAUUCAGAAACGACCAUUUCUCUACAUUGUACAAGUACAAAGAUCAAUUAUACACACUGGUCACAGACUUUGGGUUUAAGAAUUGUACAGGCAUCGUGUGGCAGUCUCUAGGUUCUGUAGAUGGGUCAGGUGAUGCCUUUUUUGCUGGUGAUUUCAGUAGCGCAAAGUCAAAUGAUGAGUCGCCGGCAAAUGAGACUGAACAUGGCUUUAAAAAUAAUAAUCGGUCAUUCAAAGAGGCUCAUCAAAUUGAAAAUGAUAGCGAAUUGGCUAGACGUUUACAGCAGCAAGAAGAAGAACGUCUAACAAUGUUAGAAACUAAGCGAAGGAACUGCCACUCUAGAAAAAAAUCAGAAAGCCCACCAAAAAAAGAGGCGUCUAAACGAAAAAGUAGUCCUGCAAAGGUGAAACGGUCCGAAACCUCAAAAAGUGAGUGCAUUGUGAUGUAG
Saccharomyces eubayanus is the source of this 1077-nucleotide messenger RNA. RefSeq names its product ubiquitinyl hydrolase 1 (gene MIY2). Gene Ontology annotation, molecular function: K48-linked deubiquitinase activity; cysteine-type deubiquitinase activity; cysteine-type carboxypeptidase activity. The record is from RefSeq and is a predicted model, not a curated record. Bases 1 to 1077 code for a protein of 358 amino acids. Gene Ontology annotation, cellular component: cytosol; cell periphery. NCBI's taxonomy places the organism in Eukaryota, Fungi, Ascomycota, Saccharomycetes, Saccharomycetales, Saccharomycetaceae. Gene Ontology annotation, biological process: protein K48-linked deubiquitination. The transcript has a single exon.